AUGAAAGCCAAAUUACAAUAUACAGGUUCAACAACAAUAUCGACAACAGAGAGUAAGGCGGAAAGUUUUGUCUUAAUUUGGUUGGAUGAAAACAUCAUGAUGAACUACGAUACAGUUGAGUCUGAGGAAAAACUUCGUGCUAUUGUCAACUCACUAGUUACUUGCCAUAAAAUAAAUGAAGCCAUAGACUUUAUGAAACAAGUUCAAGAUCAACAAAUUUACUUGAUCGUAUCCGGCAAACUUGGAAAACAACUUAUUCCUAUGAAUGAAAUCAUUAAUUCUUCUAAAUUGAAUUCUAUUUAUAUUUUUUGUCAUGAUCAAUCCGAAUAUACAGAAUUAAUGGAACUUUCCAAUAAAGUACAUGGUAUCUUCGUUGAUAUUGAUCCAUUAUGCGCUCGUUUGAAAGAAGAUACAGAACAAGCAUUGAAAAAUCUUCUACCUAUUUCUACCAUAUCGAAAACUUCAGUGGACGAGAAUAAUCAAGUCAAAUUUCUCUGUUCACAACUUCAUCGUGAUUUACUUUUUACUAUGGAGUAUAAUAAUAAUGCAAGAUUCGAACUCGCUGACUUUUGCUCCAAUAUAUAUAAAUCCACUCCGGCUGAACUCAAAUCGAUUGACGAUUUAAGAACUAAUUAUCAUUCUGGAAAAGCAAUCUGGUGGUAA
Messenger RNA from Rotaria sp. Silwood2, 663 nucleotides. The record is from the annotation of a GenBank genome assembly. Lineage: Eukaryota; Metazoa; Rotifera; Eurotatoria; Philodinida; Philodinidae.